UUACAUAAGGGUACUUUAGUGUAGAUCACAAGGAGAUAAGAACCUGGUACAGGCACUCAGGCAGCCGGGUUACAAAGAUAUAAAGAGAAGGGAAAGCAAGCAAGCACAUUUCAGGAGAUUGAAGCAAUUUUACUGAGAAAAAUCUGACAGGUUGUUAAUUUUUUUUUUUUUUUUUGCUUUCAGCUUCUGGGGAGGAUUUACUCUCAAACAAGAAAUCCAGAAGACAGAAUCCUGGGAGGCAGGUAACAACGCAAGGAGGAGACAAUGGCAGGGACAAGGAAGUAUGCACACUGACUGUGGGCUUGCCGGCCACGCAGGGAGCAACAGUCAACAGUUGUAGUUCUUUGUGUGUGGAAGCAAAUCAAGCUUGAAUGUUGACAGAGCCAGCACCCGGGCGAGCUGCUGAAGUCAGAACUUCGGGGAGAACGACCACACCGGCUUCACUUCUUCAGCCAUUUCACUGCUGAACUCUUUUCUGACUUUCCUUGCCCGAGCGGAGCGGCGUCGAUCAUGGCAGAUGAGAAGGAGUUAUCCUACAAGGAGGCCAUAGAGAAGGCCAGCUCCUCCAUCACUCGCUUCCCUCUCAUCCACAUCAGAGGGAUUCCUCUCAUGUGCCACAUCGCCAACAACUGGGACUCCAUCUGGGCUUUCUGUCCUGACCCGUCAGACCUCCUCAUCGCAACCUACCCCAAAGCAGGGACCACAUGGACUCAGGAGAUAAUUGACCUUCUUCUUCACAACGGAGACGCUGAGGCUUGCAAACGAGCUCCCACCCCGGUCCGGAGUCCGUUCCUAGAAAUCUGCUCUCCACCCCCGAUCCCGUCAGGUCUUGAUCUUCUGAACAAAAUGAACCCUCCAAGACUCAUCAAGACACAUCUUCCUUUUCAGUUGGUGCCUCUAGGAUUUUGGGAAAACAAAUGCAAGGCUAUCUACGUCGCACGCAACGCCAAAGACAACCUGGUGAGCUACUACUACUUCGAUCUGAUGAAUAAGACCCAACCUGAACCAGGACCCUUUGACGACUACAUACACAAGUUUAUGAGAGGAGAGUUGCCCUGGGGCUCCUGGUAUGAUCAUGUGAAAGGUUACUGGGUGGAGCGGGAGGAGAAGAAUAUCCUUUACCUCUUCUACGAGGACAUGAAAGAGAAUCCCCGCCGCGAAGUGGAGCGCAUCAUGAGGUAUCUGGACCUGUCGGUCUCUGAUGAUGUCAUCAACCGGAUCGUAGAGCUCACUUCCUUCAAGAGCAUGAAGGAGAACCCGAUGGCCAACUACUCCUGCGUCCCAUCGCCUGUUUUCGAUCAGUCCAUCUCCCCGUUCAUGAGGAAAGGUGAAGUGGGGGAUUGGAAAAACCAUUUCACACCCGAGCAGUCAAAGAUGUUUGACGAGGAUUACGAAAAGCAACUGAAGGACGUCAACAUACCGUUCAGGAGCCUCAUCUAGAGGAUCUGGAGGGGUUUCUGAAACGAUUUCCUGCAAACCAAAGGCCGACGAACUGACUCUGUUCAGCACAUAAACAGCAGCACUGUCAGCAAAUUUGGCACAAGCUUAAAACCAAAACAAACUAUCAAAAAAAAAAAAGUUUCAACACUGUAAUCACUGCACCUCGUUAUGUCUAAAAGUGAAUAAAUGUGUUCCACAAAAAAAAGUUUUUAAUCGUCACUUUAUUAGAGCUCAUCACGUAAACAAUAAAUAAGACCAGAAGUGCUGUGGCUGAGUGGCCAUUUUAUGCCAUGAGACCUCCAUCAUGGUACCUACGGCGAACACUGGCAGCUGGAGGCGCGUGCGUUUUUAUUGUUUUAUUUUUUUCUGCCCUUAUGAAGUCACUUUUUGGAACCCUACAACACGCUGUACAGAGUCCGGGCCAAGCAGGGAGGCUGCGCGAGACAAAGAGCGACAAAGACUAGAAUAAAAGUACUGAGCUGGAAAGUCAAUCAUAUGAAAAUGGACAGAGGACACAAAAACAACAGCUGAGAAUAUCCAAGAGGUUAACAAAAAAAA
Poecilia reticulata (guppy) is the source of this 1998-nucleotide messenger RNA. The record is from RefSeq and is a predicted model, not a curated record. NCBI's taxonomy places the organism in Eukaryota, Metazoa, Chordata, Actinopteri, Cyprinodontiformes, Poeciliidae.